Messenger RNA from Bursaphelenchus okinawaensis, 4554 nucleotides. The record is from the annotation of a GenBank genome assembly. NCBI's taxonomy places the organism in Eukaryota, Metazoa, Nematoda, Chromadorea, Rhabditida, Aphelenchoididae.
AUGUUUAUUUGGGUAAUACUUUGUUUACAAACGGCUGAUGCGUUUUACCGAUGGUCGAAUUUCGAUAAAGCCUAUGGACCGCUGGGGUCAGAGCAGUUGGAAAUAUCACGAGAUGAGGCCAAGAGGAUGUUCUACUUUGGCUAUGACAAUUAUAUGACACAUGCCUUUCCCAUGGACGAGCUGGAUCCUAUUCAUUGUGUGGGCCGGGGACCAGAUUAUGAGAAUCCGUAGGUUUUUUUGUUUUACUGCUGUAAAUUUAGGUACACAAGUUUAUUUAUAAGUGUUAUUCUUCUAUUUUUUGUGUUUUAGAGUGUUAUUUUGGCUGUUAUAGCACAUUCUGUAUAGUGGAAGUUGGGUGGAAGAUUUUCAGUGCAAAAUACAUUACAAAUCUUCCACUGAAAUUCCUUUUUAAAAAGUGUCAAAAACGUGUUUUCAAGCCAUAUUAAGACUUUUUCAAAAUGAAAGUUGAGUGGAAGAUUUUUGAUGCAAAUUACAUUACAAAUCUUCCACUCAACUUCCACUUUUUUAAAAAUGCCAUUUUUUUAAUUUUGAUGUUCUUUUAGAGACAACAUUAAUAUCAACGAUGUUUUGGGGGAUUUUUCAUUGACUUUGGUGAGUUCUUUAAUUAUUUUGCCAUACCGUCCUGAAUUGCUUGACCUUAGCCCAGUCAUUAUUCUUAACCCUGACACCCCUACCUCAACCUUUACCCUAUUGUAUAUUAUUCUAUCUCUACCUAUAUUUUACCCUGUAUUGAAGCCAAUUUUAGGUAGAUUCACUGAACACGUUGGCAAUUAUGGGUAACAAAUCCGAAUUUCAUCGUGCUGUGAAUUUGGUGAUAGAACACGUUCACUUUGAUAAGAAUGUGACUGUUCAGGUGUUUGAGACUACAAUAAGGUAAGGGCUAUUGGACUGAACGUAUUUUACAUUAAUUUUUUUUGUAAACAAAGUUCUUGUCAUUUUUUGCUUUGUAAACAAAGUUUUUGCCAUUUUUGUUUUGUAAAGAAAGUUCUUGCAUUUUAAAAACAAUUUUCAGAAUGAUAGGCUCCCUCCUAUCAACCCACUUAAUACUCAUUGGGGAAGUACCAUCUUUCAAAGAGUACCAGCUGUCAGAGUACGAGGAUGAGCUAUUAAGUAUGGCCCAUGACCUAGCCAAUCGCCUUCUGCCAGCCUUUGAGAACACUGGUACCGGUCUACCUUUUCCUCGUGUCAACCUCAAAAGAGGUGUACCACACGGUAUCAUUAACGAAACCUGUACUGCUGGUGCUGGAUCUCUGUUACUUGAAUUCGGCAUUCUUUCUCGACUGGUCAAUGACGAUUUGUUCGAAAGAUUGGCCAGAAAAGUGGUCAAUACCUUGUGGGACUACCGGGACAAAGACACUGGUCUACUGGGAAAUGUCAUUGAUAUACAGACGGGCCGAUGGAAAGGAGUUCUGUCUGGAUUGGGCGCUGGACUGGACUCGUUUUAUGAGUAUUUGCUGAAGAGUUACAUCAUGUUCGGGGAUCAACGGUAGGUGUAUCUUUUACAAUUGUUAGCAGGGGUGAACGGACUAAAAAGGGUGGGAGGUGUGGCUUUGAUUUUUAAGUCAGGGGAGGAGUUUUUGGGGUGAAAAAAAUAUCAAUUUUAAUCUUGUUAAAACAGAAUUUUUAAUAAUAUUAUGGGCUGUUUUUCGAAAUUUUACAAAAUUUGAAAAAAACAAUUAUCGACCGUUCGAAAAAUUUUUUUUGAGUUUUGGUUGUUAUAACUUGAACUAGAGUGUAACAUAUCCUUGUAUAUCUAGUAUGUUACAGACUUUAAAAAUGAUUUGAGAGUUUUUUAGACCAAAAAAAUUAUCGACCGGUCGAAAAAAAUUUGAGUAUUGACAUUUUUUAUUUAAACUAGAUUAUGAUAUAACCUUGUAUAGGCUUUUAAAGAGCGUAAAAAAUUAUUUGAGAGAAAUUUGAAAAACAACGAAUUAUGCCAUAAAGUCUUGUCGUCAAUCUACAUCGUUGUCAAAGUUUAAAAACGACUAGACUUCGAUUUAAAGCCUUUCAAUAUUAUGAAGACAGGUAUAAAUUAAAAUAACAAAAAUCGGCAUUACCUAAUCUUUUGAUAUAAUAAGACAGCCUCAGAGAAAUUGCAAGAAUUCGUAUUACGCAACGUUUUCUUAUGUAAUAUUAUAACUUUAUAUAAUAUUUGCCUCGAUGUAAAACGACCCAACAAAUUACUGCGAGUGUUGGGAUUUUACACCGUUUUUCCGCGGGUGGUCGAUUUUUACUUGCCGAUUUCUUGCAUAAUGUGCUAAAACAUUUUUUAUACUAGAAAAGAUAAGCCUAAGCCUACUAAGCCUAAGCAUACUGAACUUAGGCAUAAGCCUACUAAGUAUAAGCCUACUAAACCUAAGUCUACUAAGCAUAAGCCUACUAAGCUUGAACUUAUUAAGCCUAAGCCUACUAAACCUAAGCCUACUAAUCUUAAGCCUACUUAGCCUAAGCCUACUAAGCUUAAGCCUACUAAGCUUAAGCCUACUAAGCUUAAGCCUACUAAGCUUAAGCCUACUAAGCUUAAGCCUACUAAGCUUAAGCCUACUAAGAUUAAGCCUACUAAGCCUAAGCCUACUAAGUAGCUUAAGCCUAAGUCUGCUAAGUAUCAGUUAGCCUAAACUUAAGCCUAAGCCUACUAAGCCUAAGCCUACUAAGCUUAAGCCUACUAAGCCUAAGUCUACUAAGUAUUAGCCUAAGCUUAAGCCUAAGUCUGCUAAGUAUCAGCCUAUGCUUAAGCCUACCAAACUUAAACCUAAUAUGCCUUGUAAGUCUUCUAAACCUAAUGAUAAGCCUGAUUUUAACUCUGAUAAGCUUAAGGGCACCAAUCCUAAGCCUACAUAACUUAAGCUUAAUAAGCCUAAGUUUUCUAAACCUAGUUCUAAGCAUAAGUUUAAACUUAACCCUACAACUUUUCAGGGACCUAGAGAUGUUCAUUCAAUCAAAAACCGCGAUCGAACUAAACAUUCGCCGAGGUCGGCCAAAAUGUCGCUUCGGCGAAGGUAACCCUCCCUUCUAUACCAAUGUCGACAUGAGAGACGGCUCGUUACUGAACACAUGGAUGGACUCACUAAGUGCCAGCUAUGCAGGGGUACAAACAUUGUCUGGAGACUUGGAUGAAGCCAUUUGUAUGCAUGCUUUGUACUAUGCUUUGUGGAGGAAGUACGAUAUGCUACCGGAACGAUACAAUUGGAGGUUACAGUAGGUUAAAAGCUGAUUCUUGGCAUAGUGGAAGUAAAGGGAAGAGAGAUAAGGUAUUUUAGUGGUUAGUGACCUUAUUUUAGGGUAAUAAGUUGAUUUUCAAGAUUUUAGGUAACAAAUUUUGUCUUUCAUUUUGCGACCGGUUGAUAAUUUUUUAGACAUGAAAAGGUCAAAAAUAAUUUUUUAAUGCUUACAAAAGGUAGUAUAAUCCUGGUCCUACCAAUAAGAAGCUUAAAACAGCCUUAAAUUUAAAAAAGUUUUUUCGACCGGUCGAUAAUUUUCCCGCCCUGAAAAGCUCAAAAAUCAUGUUUUAUUAUAAAGGGUAGUAUAAUCCUUGUCUUACCAAUUGGAAGCUUAUAACAGUCUAAAAUUAAAAACUUUUUUUUUCGACCGGUCGAUAAUUUUUUUCCCAAAAAAACCUCCUUAAAAUACAAAAAAUAAUCUAAAAACCCCAUUUUAAGGGAACCCGAGGUAAAAUUCUACCCACUUCGACCAGAAUUCAUUGAAUCCACAUAUUAUCUAUGGCUAGCAACCAAAAGCCCCUUUUAUCAACAUGUUGGGAUGGAGGUAAUGGACAGUCUAAACCGCCAUACCAGAGUAAUUUGUGGAUUCGCCACUGUGCAUGAUGUGAUGGACAAGUCUUUGGAAGACAGAAUGGAAUCGUUCUUCUUGUCAGAGACCUGUAAAUACCUAUAUUUGGUGAGUUUUGGGCCUUUUUUAUGUUGUUUUUGGGCCUUUUUCGACUGGUUGAUAUUUUUUUGUAAAAAUUUCCAAGUUUUGACUGAAUUUUUGAAACUUCAAUUGUUAGUGAUCUUCAGGAAGGAGGUUAUUAAAGUUUGAAAAUUUUUAUUUUUCGACCGGUCGAUAAUUUUUUUUGUAAAAAUUUUUAUUUUUUACUACAUAAUUUCCUAAGAAUAGUAUAUUCCAUGACAGACUAGGCCACAGUCAUACGUGUUAAAUUUUUUUUCGACCGGUCGAUAUUUCUUUUUUCAAAAAUGUUACCAAAAUGUCAUAUUAUAGUUGUUCGACGAACAAAACCCGUUGAAUAAGCAAAGUGAACGGCUGAUAUUCUCCACGGAAGGCCAUGUUUUCCCAGUUUUGGCCAAAUUUCAACGGCCAAACGACGAUCUUUUUGGUGAUUCCUUAUCACAAAAGCCUAAAGAUUUGGCCAUAGAAAAGUUUUCACUAUAUGCGGCCAAUGAAUCUUGUGAAAGUUAUCCCAAAAUUGGCCAGAUAUUGGCACCAUUGGAUUCGAAUCACUUCGAAGAGUUCUUUAGAGCAGUUGGAAUGGAUACUAAAGUUAUGGAGGUCUUUAGCGACUUGUAUGGGUAUUAG